UUUUUUUUUUAUUAUUAUUCACUUUGCACCGAACGUCGGCCGUGUUCUUGUUGUUGUUGUAUAUUAUACAAUAAUAAAAUAUAAAAUAAUAUGUAACGUAUAAUAUUUUAUAAUAUUUAUAUUAUACAGCAACGACGACGACGACGAAUUUGUUGGUUGACAAACGCUGGUUUCGCAGUAGGAUUUCCAAAAGUCGGUUGCUAGAUUUUGGUUUAUUAGUUUUAACUCACACGCGCACUCAAAUCCCAAGUUUUUUGGAGACUCUUUUCUAUUUUUUUUUUUUUGCUCGUUGCGUUUUGGAAUGACCACGGUCGGUACCGUCGACAAUCAACAUGACUGUGGAUUUUUGCGAUUACUUUUGGGGAGAAAAAAAUAAUGGCUUUGACGUUCUGUACCAUAAUAUGAAAUAUGGUUUGGUGGCUAGCAAGGAACUAUCAGACUUUUUACGUGAAAGAACCAAUAUUGAAGAGACAUGUUCGAAAUUACUUGCAAAGUUGGCGAAACAAACGGGCAGCACCACAACGACUGGAACGUUCAGUCCUCUGUGGCAGUUGCUUCGAGUGUCCAUAGAAAAACUCACCACGUUGCAUUUGCAGAUGGUGCACAAAGUCUGCGAACUAGUCAAAGACGUAACCAAAUAUACAGACGAACUGCAUAAAAAACACAAAAAUGUUAAAGAAGAACAAAGCAGUACGCUAGAAGCCGUACAGGUUAUCCAGUCGACAACGUUGGCUUUGCAAAAAGCCAAAGACGUGUACGUGCAGAAAGGAGGCGAGUUGGAUAAACUCAGAAAAGAUAAUGCGUCGGCUAGAGACAUCGAAAAGGCCGAAACCAAAUUAAAAAAAGCUCAGGACGAUUACAAAGUCCUAGUUGAAAAAUAUAGCGCUGUGAAAGACGAAUUUGAAAAAAAAAUGACAUUAGCUUGUAAGGUUUUCCAAGAGGUCGAAGAAUUACAUUUAAAACAAAUGAAAGACUUUCUCAGCUUGUACACUGAGCUGUUGGAAACAAAUCACGAUGAAAUCGGAAAGGUCCACGUUGAGUUUAAGAAACAGUGUUUAGAAUUGACCGUGGACAAACUGUUGGAGCAGUUUGUUCUGAGCAAAUAUACUGGAUUAGAAAAACCAGAAAUCAUCGAGUUUGAAGAAGUCUGCAUGAACAGUACGUCCAGCAGUCUGAAUCAGAUUCCGGACUCGUCCAGCGAUUCCAGGUCCGUCCAGGGAACCAACUCGCCGGUGUUGACGAACAUUUCGCAAAACCCCAGUGCGACCAGCGUGUCGUCCGAAAAGCCUUCGACGGCGAAACGUGAAGGUAAUUGCCGCGUAAGGGACAAGAACGACGCAACCAAUUACCAGUCCUCCAGAGCAACAUCCUUACUCAAUAUCUUCAUCUCCAACUCCCACGGUGCUUUAUCGAAAUCAAACAGAACUAUCAGUCUGAGCGCUGAUCACUCGACCUGUUCGCUUCCUCAGGGUUCUGUUCGUGGAUCAAAAUGGUUUUUAAGGAGUAGACGCGACAAGCGCAAAGAGAAGAAAACCAAAAAGAAAAAGGAUUCCGGUGAAAUAAUAGCGAGCAGCAAAGAAGAUAAUAAGUCAGACGAUGAAAAAGAGGAACAAGACCAGUCGAAAAACUCUACGCCCGAAAUUGACGAAGAAGGGUAUCGUAUUCAGCCGUCGAGUCAAUGGAAUGUGGACAAGAGAAGCUUUGAUUCUACCGAUUCUGAUUCCGACGACGAGAGAGAGAAAAGGCUACACGUUGAAAUCAAACCGCUGAGCAACGGUUCGGCUCCGAUAAGCGCUAGUGUCGAUGAACUAAGAGCGACCGUCGAAAACAUAUCUUUGAUGCCAUUGGGAACACACACAUUAAGGAAUCGACGCGGUUCGGCUCACGACGACGGCACCAUGAAACGUUCAAAAUCGGUUUCACAACAGCUGAAUUCAGUAAAAAUAAGCAACGAUCUGAUCGGUCUGAAUCUGUUUCAAUCGGCCGCCAGCUCGCCCAAUCCGAUCCAACAGCAGCAGUACAGUUCUUUGACCAGCCCGACGUUGUCGCUGACAAACAAAUCUAUUUCACCGCCCAACGCUUACCCUGCCGUUACGUCCAGAUACGCAGCCGAUCUGGGCGAUUUGUUCUUCGAAGUCGGCGACAUACAACAGCAGCCAGCGCAAGUCAAACAGUCGCCUCCUUCUACUACCCCCGCGGGAUCCAUCUCCAUCCCUCGUCCUCCGUCAAGGCGAGAAAACGCCGGGCCACGCGGCCAAUUGAGUCCGAUAAGCAUCGGCCGCACGGACAGCCUGUCGAGCCUCGAGUUCAGGUCUUCCGGAGUGGUCGGACCGUCGAGAGGACCGUCGCCGCUAACGAUCGGUUUGUCCGAUACGUUCCCGUUGGCCGUCGCAUUCCACGAGAUCAUCCACGCCUAUUUCAAAGGAUCCAACGAGUCCAGGUGCCAAGUGAAAAUGUUCGGAGACAUGAUGGUGUCUUUCCCGGCGGGCAUCGUCAACGUGCUGGCAAACAAUCCGAACCCCGCCAAAUUGACGUUCCGUCUAAAGAACACCGCUCGAGUGGAAAACCUGCUUCCGAACAAACAAUUGGUUUUCUUUGACAAUGCCGCUGCGUUUAGCGAUUCGAUCGUCUACGAAUUCAACAUGCCGGCGUUGACGUUGUUGUUGCGUAAGCAGUUCGAACAAAAUCCAGUAGCGUCUUACUUCAACGUCGACAUACUCAAGUAUCAAAUAAAACCUCGUAACACGGCGGCGGCUUCGUGUCCGUUUCAAUUGGUGUCGUUCUACAAAUGCAGCGGCACCCACACGGAUCUGAAAAUCGACUACAAGUACAACAGCCAUUCGAUGAGCAUGGCCACUCCUUUGGUCAACGUAUCCGUGUCGGCUACGCUGAACUCGUCCAUUCAGAACAUGCAGUCCAAGCCGCCGGCCCAGUGGCAAGCCGAUACGAACACUGCCGUUUGGAAGUUUGCGGAACUGUCGCAGCACUCGGACAACCAAGGUUCGGGUUCGUUGAAAGCCAGAUUCGAAGUCGGAGCGGUGUCCUCGGUGUCCACGAUCAACACUCAGUUCAACUGCGAGGGGACCACGUUGUCGGGCGUAGAGUUCGAACUGGCCGGCACGGGUUACAGAGUAUCGUUGAUCAAACGGCGGUUUGUCGCCGGCAAGUACAUAUGCGACAGCGAACCGGACGCUAAAAGCUCGGCUCCACAUUCCGUGUCAUCAAACGUGUCCACUUCGGACUGUUAACCAUCGUCGUUUAUUCUAACAUUUAUUAUUAUUAUUUUUGUUUUUUUAUUUAAAUUUUUAUUUUUCAACUCUCGUUAGUUUUUUUUUCUUUACUUUAUAUAAAUAUUUAUAAUUUGUUUUUUUUUUAUUUUUAUCCUUUAUUCGGUAAUCUCAUAAAAUAUGUAUCACAAUAAUAUUAUUAUUAUUAUUUUUGACUGUUUUUUUGCACCGUGUGCCGUAUCAUAAUAAGACAACCCCGAGCGGUAAUUUUUUUCGACUAACCGUCCACACACGAGUAACCAAAUGAAUUGGAGCGAUAGACAUAAAAGAAAAAAAAUGUAUACUAAUCGAAGAUAUAUUAUAUUUUGUAGUAAUCGUUUAUUGAAAUGUACAUUUAAUACUUUAUUUUUUUAAAACGAAUUUUAUAAUAGAAAACAUAAAUUAUUAGCCGUAAUAUAUUUUUGUAUUUUUCGGUUUUAACCCGAUAAUUGUUAGCGUUUAAUCCUGAUAAUAAUGUUAAGCGUGACCGAUAAUAGACCUUCGUCUUCGCCUUUCAGAACUUCAGAUCUGAUCCGAACGUAAUACAAUUAAUUAUUCUCCGAUAUAAAAAUCUCUCAUCGAUUUCUAUUACUAUAUUAUUAAUUUUUUUUAAUAUUAUUAUUAUUAUCAUUAUUACGCGUAAAUAAUAAUCGUGAUAUAAUUAAUUAAUUUUUGUUUUUUUUUUUAACCGUUUUGUUAUCAUUUUUUGAUUUUACAUUGCAAAAAAAAAAAAUUGGAAAACGUUUUUUGUAUUAGCGUCGUCGUUUUAUACGAUAAAAUUCCUCGUUGAAUUUAUUAUAGUAAUUUAGCGUGUUUCGGACAGACUUGUGAUUGAUUGAAUUAUUAUUAUGCAUAUAUUUUGUUAACAGAUGUCUUCUACUUAAACUAAACGAUUUAUAUUCUCUAUAUAUAUAUCCUUUAUUUACAUAUUUGUUUAUUUGUGUAUUUGUGUAGUCUGUUGAUAAAUAUCGGACCAAUUACAAUAUUGUGUACGUGAACUGUGAAUUGUGCCUCGUAAACUAUAUAAACCUAUUAUUUAUUAUUAUUAUUAAUGAUUAUCGGUGGUUUUGAGCCGUUAACGGUAACGUAAAGAUAUUGUAACGGUAUCGUCUGUGCCGUAGUCUCAGCUAUAUGUAGUAUCAAA
This is a messenger RNA of Adelges cooleyi (spruce gall adelgid), 4410 nucleotides long. RefSeq names its product F-BAR domain only protein 2. The transcript is spliced from 20 exons. Gene Ontology annotation, biological process: clathrin coat assembly; clathrin-dependent endocytosis. Bases 333 to 3248 code for a protein of 971 amino acids. The record is from RefSeq and is a predicted model, not a curated record. NCBI's taxonomy places the organism in Eukaryota, Metazoa, Arthropoda, Insecta, Hemiptera, Adelgidae. Gene Ontology annotation, cellular component: clathrin-coated pit; cytoplasm; plasma membrane.